AUGCCAGUUCCUCGUUCAGCGAAAGAUGUUUCAUCAAACGACAUAGAAUGUGAUAAUUUGUUUUCGAAAGAGGAUCCAGAAAAAUUAUUUGUUGAUUUGCGCGAAAUUGGUCAUGGAAAUUUUGGAGCUGUUUAUUAUGCUCGAAACUCACAAACAAAUGAAGUUGUUGCGAUUAAAAAGAUGUCUACCGGACGAAAACAAACUGUUGAAACUUGGCAAGAUAUUCUAAAAGAAAUUCGUUUUCUACGUGAACUUAACCAUCGCCAUUGUAUAUCUUAUUCUGGAUGCUAUUUAAAAGAAUACAUAACAUGGCUUGCAAUGGAAUAUUGUCUUGGUUCAACAGCAGAUCUUAUUGAAGUUCAUAAAAAACCCUUAACUGAAGGUGAAAUAGCUACAAUUGUAUGUGAUACACUAUGCGCACUUGAUUAUCUUCAUUCUAUGCAUCGAAUACAUCGUGAUAUAAAAGCAGGCAAUAUUUUACUAACUGAAGAUGCUAUCGUGAAAUUGGCUGAUUUCGGAUCUGCAUCAUUUACAAGCCCAGCAAAUAGUUUUGUCGGUACACCUUAUUGGAUAGCACCUGAAGUCAUAUUAGCUAUGGAAAAUGGUCAAUACGAUGGAAAAGUUGAUAUAUGGUCACUUGGAAUAACUUGUAUUGAACUUGCUGAACGAAAACCACCCUUAUUCAAUAUGAAUCCAAUGUCAGCACUUUAUCAUAUAGCACAAAAUGAACCACCAACAUUAACAAUGAAAAAUGAUAAUGACCCAUCGGCUCCGUCUUAUACAAAUGAUUUUGUUUCAUUUAUAGCCUUGUGUUUACAAAAAAAUCCAAGUAAUCGACCAACAGCUAAUGAGCUUUGUGAGACACCAUUCAUUAAGAUUAAUAGUAAUCGAGAAAUAUUAGUUGAUCUAAUUCGACGCACCAAAGAAGCUGUGAAAGAAUUUGAUAACAUACGUUAUCGUCGAAUGAAAAAGGUUUUAAUGAGUAAUGAAGAACAGAAUACUUCUAAUACACAAAUCAGUCAAACGAAUGAUUUCAUUAAUAUUGACAUCGAUAGUUCCAGUAAUACUCAAAAUGAUAUUUUUGAUGAUCCAAAUCUAGAUGACGAUGAUGAUACACAAAGUGUAGAUUUUGCAUCUAGAACUAAUGGCAUACAACUAGACGAUGAUGAAAGUUUAAAUUCAAGUCGUUCGAGCCUUCAACAGGCACCCUCAGCGGUAUUUAAAGGAGUUGUUUUAACGAAACAAUUAUCGACAACAUCUCAACCAAUUAAUAAUCCCAUUUACACUGGAGUAACGGCAAAUAUUAAUAAUUCUAAUCGACGUUUUUCAACGAUUGAUACAAGUUCCGCUUCCAAUCUUAAUCAAUUAUCAUCAUCGCUAAGCAAUAAAAACGAGCCAACUGUACAGUUUCGAAAUAAUCCUAAAAUGGUUGCUGUCUCUUCGACACGUCAGAAUCAUCAGUCUGUCAAUGAAUUUUCUACAAUAAAAACUUCACGCAUUGUUAUACGUGAACAACGUGAACAUAAUCAAGACGAUCAACAAUUUGAACAAUUUCGUGGUUACAAACAAAUGAGACAUCAACAUCAGAAACAACUUAAACAGUUUGAAGAGCGUUGUCGUAAUGAAAAAGUAGAAUUACGUUCAAAACUUGAACGUGAAUAUAAUAUAUUUCAAGAACAAGUGAAUUUUGAUAACAAUCGUUUAUUAGAAAAACACCGUAAAGAAUUAGGCGAUAGAGUUAAAUACAAUCAAAAUCAUAUGAAAAACUUAGAACGCCAACAGGAUGAUGAUGCAGAAAAUGAACUUAAACGGUUUCAUAAUGAACAGGCAAAACAGUAUAAAAUAAAAAAAGAAGAAUUCAAAAAACAAAUAUCGAAUGCAUCGAUGCUGUCGAAAAGUGAAAAAGAAGAAGAAAUUCGUCGAUUAAAAGAUAAUUUACAAUUCAAAUUUCGUAAUGAUGAAGAAAAAUUGAAAGGUCAAUUGGUUCAGACUUCCGCCAUUAAAAGAUUAAAAGCUAAACGACAAAAAUUACUAUUACUACACACUUUAGAGAAAACGUUAUUUGAAGACAAAUGUACAAGAAGUUUAGAUACCAUUGUACAACGACAUGGAUUACUUCAAAAACAUCAUGAGCAAACUAAAGAAGUUGAAGUUCGACAACUGGCAAAUUUACACAAAAUGCGAAAUGAUUUUUCUCAUAAACAACAUCAAACGGAAAUAAUGAAUUUUAAUGAAUAUAGUAAUCGUCGGCAAAAAGAAUUAACUAAACGACAUGCAUUAAGUCAAAAGCAAUUUCCAAAAAAUAUUAAAAUAAAACAAACUGAAAUAAAACGUCAAUAUAAAGACGCAUAUAAUACUCAAUCUCAUCAAUAUAAAGCAUUAAAAGAAAAAAUACGGCAAGAUUACAUGCAUGCAACAUCAAGUAAUACGCGUGAAGAACUUGAUUCCAAAUUAAAAAGUUUAAAAGAUGAGCAACGAAGAAAAUUUGAUACGCUUUACAUACGCUUUGAAGAAGCAGUACAAAAAAUGCUCGAUCAACAAAAUAUUAAACUCAAUUCAGAUCAAGAACGUGAACGUAAUUCAUUAAAUGCAGCCCUGGAAGAAGAUCAUCGUAAUUUAAUUAGUUUACAAGAAGAGAGUUACCGCCGAAUGGAACAACAACAUACAGAUGAAAAAAACCAGUUAGAGAAAAAUAUUGACGAACGCUUAAGAAAACUUAAUCAACAGAUGAAAAAUGAAUUAGCUGAAUACAAUGAAGAUCGUAAUCGACAAAUAUCUAUACUUUUGGAAAAACAACGCUGCGAACUAUUGGAAAUCGACAAUGAAGUAACAAAACUAGGUAUUACUGUUGCAGAUGUUACUGAAACAAUGCAAGAUGUUCAUUUUUUUACUGCUGCUGCUGCUGCUCAUUUAUCUCCACAUGAGAAACAAAUUUUAUCACGAAAUUCCCAUUAUAAUAAUAAUCGUGCCUCAGUGAUCAGUUUACAACAUUCACAUAGUUCAAGUUCCUGUAUUUCCAAUACAACGAAUGCUAAUGGAACAACAACACAUAAAUAUUUUCUGUUUUUUGCAUUUCACGAUCUAUAUACAAUGAGUAAUAAUAGUUCAAGUCAAGGAACAGUGGUAAUCGAGCUAUCGACAACAACAGCUGCGCCUAUUCAUGAAGUGAUAGAAGUACCUGCGACAAUACAAGCCACUCCACUUGAUGAACCACCACCAGCAUAUGAAAUUAAUCCGGCAUCCAUCAACCCUCGAAGUGGUACUGAACCUGAAAAUGUUGCUGCAGUAGCUGGCGUCAUUGAACCACCACCACCCUAUUGUCUUGUAGAUCCGAGUAAAAUUCGAAAUACAGAUCAUCUACCACAUUAUCCACAUAUAUCACCUGCAGAAAUCAUAGAUCUUACGUCGAACAGUAAUCUUGGUCAUGAGCAGUCGUCUCGUCAUCAGAACCAAGCGGCCGUUGCUGCUUGGCUUUCAUCCGGCUCAAAUAUGGAUAUAGGUACUGAUUGUACAUUUUUAAUGGCUUUUGUCAUUGCUUUCUUUUUCAAUUGGCUCGGAUUUCUCGCUGUUGUUUGUCUGAUACCAACAAUAGCUGCACGUUUUGGUGCCAUGUCAGGCUUUGGUUUAAGUGUUGCUAAAUGGAUUACAGUGAUGCGUUAUCAUGAAUUGAGUAAUAAUUCAUACGGUGCAUCAAAUAAUAAUCUGUCACCAACAUUCCAUCGAACAGCAGUUCAUGAUCCAGCACAAAAUUUUGUUUUUGCCAUUGUUUUAUUUGCCGGGUUUUUUCUUUUUGUUCGUGGUUUAAUAUCUUAUAUAGCAGUUAAAAACCGUGCCAAUCAACAUGGACAAACUGCUGAUGUUUUUACUUGGUACUAA
Molecule: messenger RNA, 3876 nt
Organism: Rotaria socialis
Lineage: Eukaryota; Metazoa; Rotifera; Eurotatoria; Philodinida; Philodinidae
Source: the annotation of a GenBank genome assembly